GGUCACUUAAAUUUUCAUCAUCAAUAAAAAUCUAUUGCUUUAACAAUCUUUUUUUUAUUUUAUUUUGUUUUAUUUUUUUAAUAACGAAAAAAUGAACACAUAUAAAACUUACGCUGAACGUGGUAAAAACCAUCCCAAUGCUUGUGCCAGAUCUCUUUUUGAGCUUAUGGAACGCAAGAAAAGUAACCUCUCUGUUGCGGUGGACGUCACUUCUAAAAGGGAAUUACUCUCCAUUGCCGAUGCAGUGGGUCCAUAUAUUUGUCUUUUAAAAACACAUAUUGAUAUUGUAGAAGACUUUGACAUGGAUUUAGUUCAACAAUUACAAGAACUAUCAAAAAAGCAUGACUUUUUAAUCUUUGAAGAUCGUAAAUUUGCUGACAUUGGUAACACGGUAAAACAUCAAUAUGCAAACGGUGUUUAUAAGAUUGCUUCUUGGUCUCAUAUUACAAACGCACAUACUGUUCCUGGUGAUGGUAUUAUCAAAGGCCUUGCUGAAGUGGGUUUACCUUUGGGUCGUGGUUUAUUGUUGCUGGCUGAGAUGUCAUCCAAAGGCAGUUUGGCUAAAGGAAACUAUACUACAGAAUCAGUAGAGAUGGCACGUCAUCAUAAAGACUUUGUGAUUGGCUUUAUUGCUCAACACAAGAUGAAUAGUUAUGAUGAAGAAGACUUUAUUGUCAUGUCCCCCGGUGUUGGCUUAGAUGUAAAAGGGGAUGGUUUGGGCCAGCAGUACCGUACUCCACAUGAAGUCAUUGUAGGUAGUGGCGGAGAUAUUAUUAUUGUUGGUCGUGGUAUUUAUGGAAAUCCUGACCAAGUAGAAGAACAAGCAAAACGUUAUCGUCAAGCUGGCUGGGACGCUUAUCUUGAAAGAGUUCGUCUUCACCAGCAUUAAUAAUAUUUAUUCUAUUUUAUUUUGUUAUAUUAUAUUUUAUUUGAUUUUAUUUGAUUUUAUAAAAACAGAAAUAUAUGCAAAUGUUACUAAAAGAGGAAGAAUCUUCUGUCUUUUUCUUUUCUUUUUGUUUUGUUGUUUUACCAAGGUUUAGAGGUAUGAGUCCAGUCAGCCACAUACGAAAAGUUUUGGAAUUCUUGUUGUUCUACACGGUU
Molecule: messenger RNA, 1101 nt
Organism: Cokeromyces recurvatus
Lineage: Eukaryota; Fungi; Mucoromycota; Mucoromycetes; Mucorales; Mucoraceae
Product: orotidine-5'-phosphate decarboxylase
Exons: 3
Coding region: 92-889 (265 amino acids)
Biological process (GO): 'de novo' pyrimidine nucleobase biosynthetic process; 'de novo' UMP biosynthetic process
Cellular component (GO): cytosol
Molecular function (GO): orotidine-5'-phosphate decarboxylase activity
Source: RefSeq, a predicted model, not a curated record